This is a messenger RNA of Procambarus clarkii (red swamp crayfish), 780 nucleotides long. The record is from RefSeq and is a predicted model, not a curated record. Lineage: Eukaryota; Metazoa; Arthropoda; Malacostraca; Decapoda; Cambaridae.
AUGUCAACAGUGUCAUGCCAUGAGAUGCCAACUGGUGAAUGUGAUGCUGUAGGAGGCAGUGAUGCUGCAGGAGGCAGAGACAGUGAUGCUGCAGGAGGCAGAGACAGUGAUGCUGCAGGAGGCAGAGACAGUGAUGCUGUAGGAGGCAGAGACAGUGAUGCUGCAGGAGGCAGAGACAGUGAUGCUGCAGGAGGCAGAGACAGUGAUGCUGCAGGAGGCAGAGACAGUGAUGCUGCAGGAGACAGAAACAGUGAUGCUGCAGGAGACAGAAACAGAGACAGAGACACAGAUGCUGCAGGAGACAGAGACAGUGAUGCUGCAGGAGACAGAGACAGUGAUGCUGCAGGAGACAGAGACAGUGAUGCUGCAGGAGGCAGAGACACGGAUGCUGCAGGAGACAGAGACACGGAUGCUGCAGGAGACAGAGACAGUGAUGCUGCAGGAGACAGUGAUGCUGCAGGAGACAGAGACAGUGAUGCUGCAGGAGACAGAGACACAGAUGCUGCAGGAGACAGAGACACGGAUGCUGCAGGAGACAGAGACAGUGAUGCUGCAGGAGACAGAGACAGUGAUGCUGCAGGAGACAGAGACAGUGAUGCUGCAGGAGACAGAGACAGUGAUGCUGCAGGAGGCAGAGACAGUGAUGCUGCAGGAGGCAGAGACAUUCCCUUCCUUAAAUCUAUCCAUCCCUGUCCACUCUUAUAUAAUCUAGUGUCAGGACUGAUACGUGCCGAGUUUGGUGUUUUUGUAAUGGUUCCUCCAGCAUUAGUGAGAUGGUAG